Messenger RNA from Lycium barbarum (goji berry), 911 nucleotides. RefSeq lists its product as uncharacterized. The transcript is spliced from 9 exons. Gene Ontology annotation, cellular component: preribosome, large subunit precursor; nucleolus. The record is from RefSeq and is a predicted model, not a curated record. NCBI's taxonomy places the organism in Eukaryota, Viridiplantae, Streptophyta, Magnoliopsida, Solanales, Solanaceae. Gene Ontology annotation, biological process: ribosomal large subunit biogenesis. Bases 57 to 911 code for a protein of 284 amino acids.
GGUCUUUCUUGUUCAAUAAAAGUAGUAGUGAAUAGGAACAAACAAAGAAGAAAAAUAUGCCUCGUACUGCCACAUUGGAGUCCCCUGAUUUCCCUUCUCUUAGAGCUUUAACUUUUGACAUUCUUGGAUUAAUCAAAGUUAUUGAAGCAAAGGGUGAGCAAAAGGAAGCUCCUAAGGUGGUGGAGAGAUGGGGGGAGCCUGAUGCUUCAAGGUGUGUUCUUGCCACGUCAAUUAUAGACCGCCAAUUUGACCCUCUUCUAGGUGUAGCAAGAAGAAAUGGCUUGAUUGAGGUGCUUAUUCCUGUCAAUGGAAAUGUUUGUGCAUCCAUUUCAAAUAAAAAUCAAAGUGAUAAAAUAUCUGAAGAUAAUUCUGUUAUCGGCUUGCAUCUAUUCAGAAAAGAGAGGCAGGACUCAUCAUCAAGGUCAUGUACCCUGCUUACGUGCACAAUAAAAGGACAAGCAAGCAUGAAGUGUGUUAAAAUGUCAAAAUCAUCUGAAGAUUUUGGUGUUAAAGGUACACAAACGGCAUGGAAUGUUAGUGGUUCAGGCACCAUUUUGUGCUCCAAGGUUGACGCAGAUGAAAACUAUGCAUUGUUUGUUGGGAAGGGCGUUGAGGUUAAUGUAUGGGAUCUGAACCAGUGUGCUAAAUUUGGACUGCAAAAUCUCCAGCAAAAAAUAGCCUUGGUAUAUUCACCCCAACUUGGUUUACAUCUGCAACUUUCUUGUGCAAAGAUGACCACCGCAAAUUUGUUGCAGGCACGAACAGUCACCAGGCUAUGUUUCUACCAAACAGUAUAUGAAGGAGGACCUGGUUGUGUACCAGUUUCCUUACGCAGUGCAGUGCAAGAAUCAGCGCAGUGCACAGAGAGCAGAUUACAAACCAGGUUUCUAUCUGGUUUUGAAACAGUUUGA